UUCAGGAUGUCCUUGUUGUGUAACUUUGAGAUUCGUACAUCACGACAGCCCAUUCGUCACAUUCAACGGGUCGGAUCGACCCGAACAGAUCCAACCGUUGAUUUCGCUUUGGACCGAAUCAUCAUCAUCAUCAUCAUCAUCUACUCUCUUCCCGUUUCGUCCCGAUUCCACAACCGUCUUCAAAUUCCGGUCACCGGUGCAUUCUCUCAUCAAUCCCCCUUCCCAGAAUUUCUAUGACACCAUGACCUUUUCAGAUGACGAAGACGAAAAUCUAGCUCAAUUUCUCGAAUCAGAAGUCCUAUCUGAGGUCUCUGAUAAGGAAGAGGAAAAUGUUGAGGAACCUAAAGCAAAGAGAAAACGAGUAGAAGAAGCUGAGAGUAAUAAUCAGGGUACCAAACAGUGUUCUGGUUCAUCAUCUGAGCUUAAGAACUUUGCUGUCUGUAACCCCGGUGUGCCGAGAAGGAUUGAGAGUGGUUUUUUCAGCAAAGUCCCACCAGAACUUUACCAUCAUAUUCUUAAGUUUCUGUCAUCUGAGGACCUUAUUUCUUGUUCGCUAGUCUGUAGGUUUCUAAGUCAUGCUGCAUCUGAUGAAGCUUUGUGGCGUCGCCUAUAUUGUAUGCGAUGGGGUGUUCUUCCUCCUUCGAGGAAGUUAAGGGACUGCCCGUGGAAAAAGCUAUACAUUCAGCGUGAUGAAAAAGACAUGGGUGAACUUGUCAGAAGCUGCCAAAAUGAGUUUAAGGAGUACUAUAUUCAAAUGCAAGCAGCCAAGAGAAGUCAAGCACCUCAUCCUUCACAGUUGAAGGAUGAUAGCAUAAUUCUUGACAAAACAUUAGCUGAUCAAGUCUCAUCAUGGAAAAGCAGCAGGGGCCUUAGUGACACAGUGGUGACUGACCAUGCUUGUUCUGGGAAGACAUGCUCGUACUACCAAAUUGGAGAUGUAUUUAUUUGUGAGAAGACCGGACAAGUUCAUGUUUGUGAUGAAACAUGCAAAGAAGUAGGUAUGGAUCCCACCGAUGAGCUUAUGGUCUGUACAAUAUCAGGGCACUGUUUUGAUAGUUUAUUAUCGCCAUCCGAAAUGGAGUCCGACUUUGAGCAGCAGCAAGGUGUUACAACAGAUGAGGAAGAACCAUUUAUGGGAUCUGGCCGUUUUGCACGAGCUUAUUUGCUGGGAUACAAUUGUGCUGAUGAAAAGGAGCUUGAAGCUACUUUGAGGUAUUGCUGAUCUCCAUAUAGCACUUCUGGAGUGGAUGAUCUCAUGUCUCAUCAUUUACCUACUGAGCAUAAAAGAUAUCAGAUGUCCUUUUAGUUUCUCUUGGCAUAAGAAUAUCUGAUUAGUCUUCCUGUAAAACUUUGGUUUGUCUUAUUGGCAUUAUAUUAUUAGUUGUAAUGUUGUAUGCUUUAUGCUAAUAGUCGUGCUUUAAUAUAUAGUUGAAUCCAUUAGAAUAAUUUUUCUUUUAA
Trifolium pratense (red clover) is the source of this 1458-nucleotide messenger RNA. Its product is annotated as F-box protein SKIP31. The transcript has 9 exons. The record is from RefSeq and is a predicted model, not a curated record. The coding region runs from base 242 to 1222 and encodes 326 amino acids. Lineage: Eukaryota; Viridiplantae; Streptophyta; Magnoliopsida; Fabales; Fabaceae. Gene Ontology annotation, molecular function: protein binding.